ACGUUUUGAGAUUCGGUAACGCGGGUAGAUAGAAUUUUGAAUAACUACAAUUAACUGCACAAAUCGUAAGCCCUACUUGUAUCGUAAUUAUUAGUUAUAAAUUCAUCUCAGCUACAGGAAGUCCACUGCUGAACAUAGGCCUCCCCCAAGGAUCUCUCAAGGAAGUUAUAAAUUCAGUGUUCAUAAUAAUAUCUGAAAUGGCAACAGAAGAUAACGAGAGCCAACUAACACUACUAGAGGAAGAAAACAUGACGAACUGUUUCAUCGACGAUUAUUCUCAUCUACGCUUAUCAUACUACCAGCAUCGACUAUCCUCUAGUAAUGAGUCUGAAGCUAGUGACUAUGUGAUAGUGUCUAGUGGUGACACGUCAGAAUCAAGUGACUUUGUCAUGGUGUCAAGUGAUCAAACAGACUUAUCCCGUUAUUCAUUAGAAGACUCACGUACGACUGAACAAACCGAUAUCAGCGAUACGUCAAUCAAAAUAGACGAGCGACAGAUACUUCGCGAUUAUUAUAUUUCUCAAAUCCCGGAUUUGCCUCAUCCCUCGUUCACUGUAGCAUCCAUAAUCGCAUCUGCGUCUCAAAGGAUGGGCGGUGUUCACUUCAAAUAUAAUGAUAGAAUAGAACAAGGAGACGCGGGUGAUCAGGUGGAUGUGGAAUUCUCGCCGAGCCGCAGAUCGACUUUGAUACAAGGACAAUUUCUGACUAAACACUAAUUAAUUUGUUGAAGAUAUUUAUGUUUUGUAUUUUUCUAUUUUAUUUAAACUUAUAUAACUUAUUUUAUUUACUUAGUUUAUUAUAUUUUUCUUAAAUAUAUUGCAUGAUAUAAGGUUUGAAUCACAUUAAUGUUUCCAAAAUGAUAAAUCACAUAUUAUAAGCACAAAAUUAUUUUCAUUCAAUAAUAAAAUGAUCUGUAAUAAAUAAUUUCGCAUGGA
Manduca sexta (tobacco hornworm) is the source of this 935-nucleotide messenger RNA. RefSeq lists its product as uncharacterized. The transcript has a single exon. NCBI's taxonomy places the organism in Eukaryota, Metazoa, Arthropoda, Insecta, Lepidoptera, Sphingidae. The record is from RefSeq and is a predicted model, not a curated record. Bases 198 to 716 code for a protein of 172 amino acids.